AUGAAAAUAAAAUUUAGUUUAAUAUUUUUUAUAUGUUUUUUAAUUAAAAAUAUAUAUUCAAGAGAACAAACAACCCAUGGAUUACAUAUAAAAGGAAAUACAAUAUAUAACUCUGAUGAUGAAAUAAUAAUGCUUAGAGGAGUAAAUCGUCCUGGUACAGAAUAUAUGUGUGUUCAAAAUGCACAAGUUUUCGAUGGACCAUGUGAUUCAGAACAUAUUGAAUUACUUAGAAGCUGGAAAUUGAAUGCAAUUCGUGUACCAUUGAAUGAAGAUUGUUGGUUGGGUAAUCAUGGAAAUGAGGCAUUAUGGUAUGGCAAUGGAUAUAGAGAUACAAUAAAAUCAUAUGUAGAGAUGCUUUGUGAUCAUAAUUUGGCAGUAAUUUUGGAUCUUCAUUGGAGUUCAAAGAAUGGAUUACAAGCAAAAGCACAAAUUCCAAUGCCAAACAAUAUUAGUAGUGUAGAUUUUUGGAAGAGUGUUGCUAGAGAUUUUAAAGAUAAUUCACGUGUUAUCUUUGAUCUCUACAAUGAACCAUACCCAAACGACAAUGCAUACAAUGAUGACGAUGCAUGGCAAUGUUGGAAAGAUGGUACACAAUGCACCAAUCAAGAUUACGGUACAGUCGGAAUGCAACAACUCCUCGAGGCUGUUAGAUCAACUGGUGCGACCAAUAUCAUAUUGAUGAGUGGAAUUCAAUAUGCUUCUUCAUUUUUGAAAUUCUUUGAUUACAUGCCAAGAGAUACUCUAUCACCACAACAAAUUGCCGCUUCUUUACAUGCUUACGAAUUCAAUCAAUGUAAAUCCAAAGGUUGUUGGGAUAUUGAAAUUAAACCAAUUUUUGAUCAAAUUCCAAUGAUCGCUACUGAAACUGGUCAAAAGGAUUGUCAACAUGAUUUCCUUAAAGAUUUCCUCCAAUAUUGUGACGACAAUGGUGUUCAUUAUUUGGCUUGGUCUUGGUUGGUCGGUGAUUGUAAUGUCCCAUCACUCAUUGAAAAUUAUGAAGGUGAUCCAACUACAUUUGGUCAAGGUUAUAAAAAUCAUUUAGAAAGAUUGGCAAAAAACAAUGGUAGACCACUUCAAUUCUCUGAUACCUUUGAUAUCUACAAUGAUAAGAUUACCCAUUGGGCCGAUGAUUGGAGCACUUCAAAACCCGUUAUAAACUCCUCCGAGGUAAUUCCAUGUGAAGGAAAAUUUUCGAUUAAAUUUAAUCCCAUCAAAGAGAAAUCUUUACAUUUCAUGUGCUAUGGCUGUAUUCAAACAAAUGUACACAAACAAUUGGAAUUUUGGAUCCAUGGUGGUGAAAUGGGUAGCCAAGAUCUCAAUCUUCAAAUAUUACAUAAGAAACCUGAUCACACCAAUGAAGUGAAACAAACCUAUUCGGUCGAACAACUCAAUGGCAAACCAAUUGCUGCUAAUACUUGGACUAAAAUUAUUGUUCCUUUUGAUGACUCUGAUGAAGUUUUCGAUGGAUUUUGGUUAAAAGCUAAUGAAGAUCAACCAACAGUUUAUGUUGAUAAAAUCACUGUUCGUGCCAGAAAAGAACCAGCUGAUAAUGAUAAUAAUACUUCAAAAUUAAUUUUCAAUUUAUUUACUAUUAUUUUAAUUUCUAUUUUAUCAGUUUUAAUAAUUUAA
Dictyostelium discoideum AX4 is the source of this 1629-nucleotide messenger RNA. RefSeq lists its product as hypothetical. NCBI's taxonomy places the organism in Eukaryota, Evosea, Eumycetozoa, Dictyosteliales, Dictyosteliaceae. Gene Ontology annotation, biological process: polysaccharide catabolic process; carbohydrate metabolic process. Gene Ontology annotation, molecular function: hydrolase activity, hydrolyzing O-glycosyl compounds. The transcript has a single exon. The coding region runs from base 1 to 1629 and encodes 542 amino acids. The record is from RefSeq and is a predicted model, not a curated record.